Molecule: messenger RNA, 1989 nt
Organism: Akanthomyces muscarius
Lineage: Eukaryota; Fungi; Ascomycota; Sordariomycetes; Hypocreales; Cordycipitaceae
Exons: 3
Coding region: 1-1989 (662 amino acids)
Biological process (GO): cristae formation
Cellular component (GO): MICOS complex
Source: RefSeq, a predicted model, not a curated record
AUGUUGCGAUCAUCGCUCCGGUCAACCAGGCUGCUCAGCGGCCAGCCCGUUGCGGCUGUUGCCGGGCGCCAAUGGGCCGCCGCCGCGUCGCGACGCUCGGUUCUGCUUCAAAACAGAUAUUAUGCCGACCACCCCGUUAUUCCUAGGCCCCCCGUCCUCCCGACCUCCGAGAUCAAGAGCUCCGAACGUGCCCCUACACCCGCCGAGGAGACCAUCGAGAAGAAGGUCGGUCUUGAUGAGGUCCCUCUGACACCUCCUCCCGUGCCCCAGGAUAUCGCCGACAAGGCUGCCGCCGUUGCGUCCGCCGCCUCGCAAGUCGCUGGCGGUAACAAGUCGACUCCUCCGCCCCCUCCGCCUCCUCCGCCUCCCAAGAAGAAGGGCUUCAUGGCUCGUCUCCGCCGCUUCGUUGCGUCUCUGAUCCUCCUCGGCGUCGUCGGCUUCGCCGGCGGUGUUUGGUACUCGCGCAUCAACGAUACCUUCCACGACAUCUUCACCGAAUUUGUGCCCUUUGGCGAGCAGGCCGUUCUGUACCUCGAGGAGUUGGAAUUCCAGAAGAAGUUCCCCGAUGCCCACCGCGCAGGCUCUGUGCGCUCGGCCCCGAGCUCCAGUGAGCAGGUGCGCAUUCCUGCUCAGAGUGGUGCUUCGUGGCGAGUUGCUGAUAGCGGCGAGCCUGUCGGUCGCCAAUCCAGCUCUGCCUCCACGUCGCGCAACAAGCCGGCCGCCAAGUCGGAUGAGGUUGUGAAGAAGGAGCCGGCGCCCGCAGCGGCCAAGCCUGUCGAGACCCAAUCUGCUCCUGCUCCCGCCGCCAGCAAAGAAUCCAAGGACUUCAAGACCCCCGAGGUCAAUGAACCCUCCCGCUUCCCUCCCCUGGAGCCCAUCGAUCUGAUGAGCCUUCCUGAUGCCAAGGAGCCCAUUGUCCAAGACCUUGUCCGCAUGCUCAACGACCUCAUCCUCGUCAUCAAUGCUGACAAUGCCCACGGCAAAUACUCCACUACCAUCUCCAAGGCGAAGCGUGAGGUCGGUGAGGUUGGCGACAAGCUGAAGGCUCUCAAGACUGGUGUCGAGAAGAAGGCUGCCGGCGAGGUCAAGUCUACGAUUGCCGAGUUUGACAAGGCCGCCACUGAGCUUGUAAAGAGAGUCGAGAACACCAUGGUCCAGCAAGAAGCCUCAUGGCGCUCCGAAUUUGAAGAGGAAAUGAACAAGGUUCGCGACACAUACGAGCAGCGUGCCAAGCUCCUGCUCGAGCGCGAGCAAAAGCUGAACGAGGAGAAGCUCCAGACCAAGCUUCUGGAGCAGGCUGUCGCACUGAAGAAGGAGUUUGUCAAGGAGGUCCAGAACCGUGUCGAGGCUGAGCGCGACGGUCGCUUGAGCAAGCUCAACGAACUUACCUCGGCUGUGGCUGACCUCGAGAAGCUGACCGUUGGCUGGAACAGCGUUCUUGACACUAACCUGAAGACUCAGCAGCUUCAUGUUGCUGUUGAGGCCGUCCGCGCUAGCCUUGAGGGUGCUACCCACCCCAAGCCCUUCAUCAAGGAGCUCGUCGCCCUCAAGGAGAUUGCCGCCAACGACGAUGUCGUUGACGCCGCCAUCUCCUCCAUCAACCCCUCUGCCUACCAGAAGGGUGUCUCCUCCCCCUCAUAUCUCAUCGACCGCUUCCGUCGCGUAGCUGGCGAGGUCCGCAAGGCUUCCCUGCUGCCCGAUGACGCUGGUGUCGCGAGCCACGCUUCCAGCUGGGUUCUGAGCCACCUCAUGUUCAAGAAGCAGGGCCUGGCCGAGGGCAACGAUGUUGAGAGCAUCCUGACCCGCACGCAGACCUUCCUCGAGGAGGGUGAUCUGGAUGCCGCGGCCCGUGAGAUGAACGGCCUCGAGGGCUGGGCCAAAACUCUUAGCCGUGACUGGCUGGGAGAGGUUCGCAAGGUGCUUGAGGUGCAACAAGCUCUUGAUGUGAUUGCUACGGAAGCUCGUCUGCAGAGCUUGCGCGUAGACUAA